CGAACAAACGUCAACCUGUUGUUUGUCCCGUCACCAUUGAUCAGCUCUCCGCGCCACGAGGAAGUGCGGCCGCCCCCCGCGCGGAGAGCGCAGCAUGCAGGAAGUUUGCGGAGCGCUCGGCGACUAGCGCGGAGGCCAGGGCCAGCGAGCGCGGGCGCGCGUCCCGGGAGCCUGUCCCGGCUUUUUCUUGGAGCGACGCUGUCCCCGGGUCUCUGAUCCCAAUGCACCGGCUCAUCCUUGUCUACACGCUAGUCUGCGCAAACUUUUGCAGCUACCGGGACACUUCUGCCACCCCGCAGAGCGCAUCUAUCAAAGCUUUGCGUAACGCCAACCUCAGGCGAGAUGAGAGCAAUCACCUCACAGACUUGUACCGAAGAGAUGAGACCAUCCAGGUGACAGGACACGGCCACGUGCAGAGUCCCCGCUUCCCAAACAGCUACCCUCGCAACCUGCUUCUGACCUGGCGGCUCCACUCCCAGGAGAAAACAAGGAUACAGCUAGCCUUUGACAAUCAGUUUGGAUUAGAGGAAGCGGAAAAUGAUAUCUGUAGGUAUGAUUUUGUAGAAGUUGAAGACAUAUCUGAAACCAGUACUGUUAUUAGAGGACGAUGGUGUGGACACAAGGAAGUUCCUCCAAGGAUAACAUCAAGAACAAACCAGAUUAAAAUAACGUUCAAGUCUGAUGACUACUUUGUGGCUAAACCUGGAUUCAAGAUUUAUUAUUCUUUUGUGAUUGUAGCCUCCAGUCUCCUCUGUCCACGGGAUUCUGCAGGCAAGAAUACUGGAGUGGGUUGUCAUGGCUUCCUUCAAGAGAUCUUCCCAUUCCAGGGAUCAAACCCACAUCUCUUACUUCUCCUGCAUUGGCAGGAAGAUUUCCAACCUGCAGCAGCCUCAGAGACCAACUGGGAGUCAGUCACAAGCUCUAUCUCAGGGGUAUCCUAUCACUCUCCAUCAGUAACGGACCCCACUCUCACUGCGGAUGCUCUGGACAAAACGAUUGCGGAAUUUGAUACUGUGGAAGAGCUGCUCAAGCACUUCAAUCCAGAAUCAUGGCAAGAAGAUCUUGAGAAUCUGUAUUUGGAUACCCCUCAUCAUCGAGGCAGAUCAUAUCAUGACAGGAAGUCAAAAGUUGACCUGGACAGGCUCAAUGACGAUGUCAAGCGUUACAGUUGCACUCCCAGGAAUUACUCCGUCAACUUGAGAGAAGAGCUGAAGCUUACCAAUGUGGUCUUCUUUCCACGCUGCCUCCUUGUGCAGCGUUGUGGAGGAAACUGUGGCUGUGGAACUGUCAACUGGAAGUCCUGUGCAUGCAAUUCAGGGAAAACUGUGAAAAAGUAUCACGAGGUGUUAAAGUUUGAACCUGGCCAUUUCAAGAGGAGGGGCAGAGCGAAGCACAUGGCUCUCGUUGACAUCCAGUUGGAUCACCAUGAGCGGUGCGACUGUAUCUGCAGCUCAAGACCACCUCGAUAAGAGAAUGUGCAUGUACUUUCAUUAAACAUGAAAGAACCUUUAUUUUGAGAAGGGUGUGGUAAGAGACCCCUUUCCCACCAGCAACCGAACUUACCAUUAGCCUGCAAAGGAAUGAAUACAAGUGGUAGCUGACUUUCAACCUAGCUUUGUUAGUGCCAUGACAAGUAGAAAGGUGUAUCAUCAACCUCUAUAUCCAAGAAUAUAGGAUUGCAUUUAAUAAUAGUGUCUGAGGAUAUAUAUAUAUAUAUAUAUAUAGAUAUAUAUAUAUAUAUCAUCUCCAUGUCUCUGUGUAAAUAGACCAAAUGGUUUACUCAGUAUAUAUAACCAGGUACACCAGUGCUUACAUAUGGUUUAAUUAUUUAGACUCUUAAAAUCUGACAAAAUAAGGGACAUAGCAAAUACAUUAAACAUGUCUUUGGAAGAUUAAUUUGUUUGUUUUUAAGUUUUGAAUCACAAAACAAUUUUGGAUCUUGCUCUUUUAAAGAAAGCACCUUUUAUAUUAAAAAUUAAAUAAAUGAGCAUUUCUUGUGCAUACAUCUUAAUUAUAAAAAGAGGGAAAUAUGGUUUCUGGGAAGAGAUACAUUCCUAGCCGUUUUUCUCAUGAGAUGUACUACAUACUUAGCUAUAUAGACAAUAGUUACCUGUCUCCAAAAGCAUGUCAUCAUAAUAUAGGUGCUUUAGAAAUAAAGCCCUUAAGUCUUCUCUUAGUGUAUCUUGCCAAGGCAUGCAAACUCAUUAACACCUGUCUUCAAAAAAUUCUCACAAGGUUUAUUAAUAUUAUCCUAUGAGAAAUAAUGUAUAAACUGAAGCAGAAUUUUGAAUUGUUUCUUCUCAAAACCUCUCCACAAAAGUAACUCCUUUAGAGAAUGUCAUGGGGACUCUCUAUGAGCCUUUCAAAAUAAUGCUCACUGGAAAGUUUGAGCAGUUGAAAGUAAAAAAAUGUGAGCAUUGAAAUAUUAACAUAACUGGGAGUGGGAUGGAAUAUUUGAUUGAAAUCCAUAUUUAAUAAUGACUCAUACUCUCCGAAUUAUGCCAAUUAAUUUUAUGUAUCUUGCUUUUGUGUUCCUAUCUCCUCCAUAUCUCUUCCUAUCUCUUCCAUAUAUAUAUAUGUUUAUCUGUUUAUGAGUUUAUGAGUCAUUAUUAAAUGAGACAAUGUAUAUAUAUAUAUAUAUAUAUAUACAAUGGCAUUUUAUAUUUGGCAAGCCAUCAUGGAUUACUUAUAGCCCAGAAGCUUUUGUGCAUUAAAGCAACCCAAUUUCAUUGAUGUAAAUUCCUAACUGUGUACUCACUGUUCAAUUCAGUUGAACUCCUGUUUCUGAACUAAGUGAAAGGAGACCUGGGGUCUCGGGUUCUUUCCAAAUCUAUGGCACUUGUUCUAAGAAGCCUCACUGCAAAUUGUGAGAGCACCAGGUUGGCCCUGCUCUACCCUAGGAAAUGGUUUUUGCAUUGGUAGUUAUUAUUGGUACUUAGAGUAAUUUUUCCGCCUUGGCUCCUUAAUGUCUGUUAAGGCCUCAGGGACUGACUGCAAGCGUAGGAAGUGAUUCAUCAUUCUCCAAAGGAAGACUCUAAGAGAGCAAUACUAAAAUUAAGAUAGCUCUGGAGCCGCUCAGAGAAAAGGACAUUUUUCUUCUCGCUUUGAAAUAAAAAAGGAGAGCUGCUUCCUUCCCUGAGUCCAGGGCCCUACUGAACACAGCUAAGUCAAAUGAGGGUGUGUGACUGGGGCUCAUUAAGUCUCAGUGUCAGAUGAACAGCCUAUAUAUAUUUGGAUUUCUGAGCAUGAUGCUUUCAGGACCAAGUUCUCAAGUAUCUUUAGGAGCUCAUUUCUGUUCAGCUCUUUGAAAGGUCAAUGCUUAUUGAAGAUAUUCCCUCAAAACUUCCCUGAAAGUGUCCAGUGUUUUUACCUCAAAGGAUGACUGGUAAAAAGAGAUGCUCUAUUGUUAAGUUGUCCAAAAUCCAGAGCGCAGCCAGACCCUCUAAUAAUCAGGAACCGCUCUUCCCCUGCAAGCCUCUUGAAAGCUUCCUGUGAAAACAUAGGAUUCCUGGACCAAAACCAAAAUUUGAGUUAUAUCAUUCUAACUUGUUCAACUGUUAAGUAUGAAAAAUUAGAGUGUUCUACCCAAUUUUCAAUAAACCUUCCAGGCUGCAAUAACCAGGAUGGUUUUCAGUUAAAGCCCUAUCUCAACUUUUUAUUUAUUAGCUGCCAUGUAAGCAUGCAUUCUCACUCACUUCUUUUUUUUUUUUCUUUCCUGAGUGUUUUAUUAAAACUUCUCCCUUGGUUAUCUGUUAUCUAUUGCACUUCCAACAUGUAGCCAAUAAAUCUGUUUCAUUGCCAUCAAAGGAAUAAAAAGCUCACCGUACAAAUUACAUUUCAAAACAAAUCCUAAUAAA
Messenger RNA from Dama dama (fallow deer), 3857 nucleotides. RefSeq names its product platelet derived growth factor D (gene PDGFD). NCBI's taxonomy places the organism in Eukaryota, Metazoa, Chordata, Mammalia, Artiodactyla, Cervidae. Bases 222 to 1469 code for a protein of 415 amino acids. The transcript has 8 exons. The record is from RefSeq and is a predicted model, not a curated record. Gene Ontology annotation, molecular function: growth factor activity; platelet-derived growth factor receptor binding. Gene Ontology annotation, biological process: positive regulation of cell population proliferation; positive regulation of phosphatidylinositol 3-kinase/protein kinase B signal transduction; positive regulation of protein autophosphorylation. Gene Ontology annotation, cellular component: membrane.